UGUAUUGAGUAACGGUGGUGGGUGUGGCGAGAGAGGGCGGAAGAAGGCAUAAAAACGAGUCAACCAUGGAAGCGAAACCAAAAAGUGUGUGUGGCUCAGCAUCGCUCAUAAUCUCGAAGGAUGUCGAACCUCGACAUGCUUCUGAAACCUUGCAAUUCGUCGACGUUAUGGGCGCUGCUAUCCCCGUCCCCCACACGUGCAACACGCACGCUUUCUUCAAUGGUUUCAUUCGGAGUUUCAUCAAAGUCCAUCUCAUCCAACGUGGACGAAUCUCUUGUUCUAUUGUCGCAAAACCACCGAUCUGUAAUGGCUAUGGAACACUCCAUGGAGGGGCUGUUGCAACCUUGGUUGAGGUUCUUGCUACAGCUUGUGCAAGAACUGUAGUUGCUGAAGACAAGGAACUUUUUCUUGGGGAAGUGAGCAUUUCUUACCUCUCUGGCACUCCAGAAAAUGAAGAAGUGCUAGCUAAUGCCUCUGUGGUAAAGACUGGAAGAAAUUUAACUGUGGUUACAAUUGAGUUCAAAAUGAAGAAAACUGGCAAUUUGCUCUAUAUUACUCAUGCUACCUUAUAUAACAUGCCAGUCGCCAGUUUAUGAACAUUGAGCUUUUUGAUGGACUUGGUUCUGCAGUUCCAUUUUAUGUAACAAAAUUCUUCAAAUUAGGCGAUUCCUUAUGAGUAGAUUUAGAAUGCUGUAUUAUUAUGCCUUUUUCCAUAUCCAUUAUGUUGAUAAUUUCUUAUACAUCAAAUAGUCAAAAACAAAAUGUAAUAACCUUGAAUUAUUGUCUUUCCAAAGUUUAUGAUUCAUGAAACUAUUUUUACUGAAUUA
Molecule: messenger RNA, 827 nt
Organism: Abrus precatorius (Indian licorice)
Lineage: Eukaryota; Viridiplantae; Streptophyta; Magnoliopsida; Fabales; Fabaceae
Product: acyl-coenzyme A thioesterase 13-like
Exons: 3
Coding region: 66-596 (176 amino acids)
Molecular function (GO): fatty acyl-CoA hydrolase activity
Source: RefSeq, a predicted model, not a curated record